This is a messenger RNA of Amaranthus tricolor (Joseph's coat), 3251 nucleotides long. Its product is annotated as pentatricopeptide repeat-containing protein At2g04860-like. Bases 89 to 3037 code for a protein of 982 amino acids. Gene Ontology annotation, molecular function: protein binding; RNA binding. The record is from RefSeq and is a predicted model, not a curated record. The transcript has a single exon. Lineage: Eukaryota; Viridiplantae; Streptophyta; Magnoliopsida; Caryophyllales; Amaranthaceae. Gene Ontology annotation, biological process: RNA modification.
GCUUUUUGGUAAAUCCGUGGUUUAGAAUUAAGAACCCUCCAAGAUUUCGGCAGUAACUGAAAUUUUGGGUCAUAAUGCUAAAUGUAUCAUGAAGCUUAAACAAUGUCUGUACUAUGACCAUAUUCAUCUUCUCUCAAACUUAUACCCCCUACAUUGCAGAAAAUUUGCAACUUUCUCUUCUCCUCAAUCCCAUGUUCAGUCCAUUAUCAAACUCUGCAAAAGAGUUGAAGACUUAAAACCCUUAAUAUCACUCAUUAUUGUCGAUGGUUUAUUCAAUUAUAAGCAUGUUAUUUCUGAGUUUAUUGAAAAAUGUAUCCAUUUGGAUGCCCCAGAACUUGCAUUGUCUGCUUUUUAUGCAUCCCAAAACCGUAGCUUGCUUUUGCAGAAUUUGAUCAUCAAGCAUCUUUGUAACUUGGGUUUAUACCAAGAUGUUAUAAAUGUAUAUAAAAGUUGCAAGCUUUUAGGUACUUCUGAUGGAAAUUACACAUUUCCUUAUGUAAUUAAGGGUUGUUCAGCUGUAAGUGAUGAAAAAUUGGGUAAAGAGAUACAUGGUGUUGUUAUUAGAACUGGGUAUGAUAGAAAUACUUUUGUACAGACUGCAUUUAUUUGUUUUUAUGCGAGAAUUCAGCGUAUGGAUAUUGCACACAAACUGUUCGAUAAAAUGUCUGAAUGGGAUGUAGUUUCUUGGAAUGCUUUGAUUUCCGGCUAUUCCUAUAAUGGUCUUGAUUAUGAUGGAAUCAAGGUUUUUCAUGACUAUUGGAUGAAGGGUGUGAAACCUAAUGUGGCAACGUUGGCCAGCAUUGUUCCUAUUUGUACCCGUCUAUCUUUUCGAAAUUUGGGUAGGUCUUUGCAUACUUAUUCUGUGAAAUCCGGGUUUUAUCAAGAUGAAUUGUUAAUACCAGCUCUUAUCUCAAUGUAUGCUAGCAACAAUGAUAUUCAUGCUGCUAAAUCUUUGUUUGAUCUUUCACCUAUGAAAAAUGUAGUUGUUUGGAACUCUAUGAUCUAUGCUUAUGCACAAAAAAUGCCUGAAGUAGCAUUAGAAAUGUUCCAGCAAAUGGUCUCAGAUGAUUUUUAUCCCAAUUCCGCCACAUUUGUGUCUGUGAUCCCAUGCUGUGAAAAGUUAAAUUCUGUCUGUCAUGGUGGAAUACUUCAUGGGUGUGUCGUAAAAAAUGGGUUGGAUAACCACAUUUCUGUAGCAACCACGUUGAUAUCAAUGUAUGAAAAGUCGGGAAGUAUUGGCUCAGCGGAAAAUGUUUUUACAUGGGCGCCUCAGAAAAACCUCCAUACUUGGAAUUCAAUAAUGUCAGCCUAUGUUCAUCAUGGGCUUUCACGAUUGUGUCUGGAUUCUGUUUAUAAAAUGCAACUGGCUGGUUUUGACCCAGAUCCUAUUUCCAUUGUUAAUGUCCUCUCUGCCUGCUCUGAGCUAAAGGCUUUACUGCAGGGCAAAUCUGCGCACGCCCUUAGCAUAAGAAAGGGUUUUGAUUCAAAUAUCAAUGUGUCGAAUUCUCUCUUAGCAUUUUACACUAACUGCCAUCAACUUCACUCUUCUUUCAAGCUUUUUGAUUUGCUUCCCUCGAAAACCACCAUAUCAUGGAACACUAUGAUAUCAGGAUGUGUAUAUAACGGAGAAAACGAAAAGGCAGCAUCCUAUUUUCAGAGAUUGCAGCUUGAAGACGUACAACUGGAUGUUGUCAGCCUAAUUAGCAUAAUUUCCGGUCUAAAUGAGACUGUUGAUUUGGCGCAAGGAACGGCUCUUCAUGGGCUCGCUCUCAAAUUUGGCUUUGAUUCUGAUGUUACGUUAUCUAAUGCCCUGAUUAACAUGUAUUGUAGCUGCCGUAACCUGGAAUCUGCUUCAUUGCUUCUGCAUACAAUGUCACAUAGAUGUUUGGUUUCCUGGAAUUCACUGAUCACUGGCUAUCGAUGUCACAAUUUACAUGAAGAGGUAAUAUCCUUGUUUAAAGAAAUGAUCAGCUAUAGCUAUAAUCCGAAUUAUGUGACCUUGUUAAAUUUGUUACCUGGUUGUCCUACAUUGCUGCAAGGAAAAUCAAUUCACUGUUAUGCCAUCAAAAUAGAGGCUAUAUACCGUGCUCCUUUUCUGACAUCUUUAAUCUGUAUGUAUUCGAAAUUUAACCAUUUAAUUUCAUGCUUCCGGCUCUUUGAAACCGGGGAUAAAAUCGAUAUUUCAUUAUGGAAUGUGAUGUUAUCGGUCUUUCUUGAGGGUGGGAAUGCAGGAAAAGUGUUUUCCCACUUGCGGAAAUUGCUUCAAAGUGAGGUGAAAGUCGAUCAUGUAACGAUUGUGAGGGUGAUUUCUGCUUGCAGUCAGUUAAGCAGCAUUACUGUCACUAAUUUUGUAUUGGCGUUUGUGAUAAAGAAUGGUUUUGUACAAGAGACGAUUGUUUCUAAUGCGUUCAUCGACUUGUACGCAAAAUGUGGGGAUAUUCCGAUGGCUAGGAAAGUGUUCGAGUGUUUAGUUUACAAGGAUGCCGUGUCUUGGAGUACAAUAAUAAACGCCUAUGGAUUACAUGGAGACUGUGAGGGUGCAAUAUCUCUUUUGUUCGAGAUGGAAGAUUCUGGAAUGAAACCUGAUAGUAUCACAUAUCUGAGCAUCUUAUCAGCCUGCAGUCAUGCAGGGUUAGCUUAUCAGGGCAAGAUUAUCAUAAAUUCUAUGCUAAAAAAUGGAAUUCAACCAGGAACUGAACAUUUUUCUUGUGUAGUGAACCUUCUUGGAAGAAAAGGUCUAUUGUCGGAGGCUUAUGACAUUGUUAACAAUAUGUCGGGUGGAGUUUCAGUGAGUGUACUCGAGGCUUUGCUGGGUGCUUGCAUGGUCCAUGGAAAUGUUGAAAUUGGAGAAAAAGUCGGUGAGUCGAUCAUUCAUAAGGACCCGAAAAAUGGAAGAACAUAUGUGAUACUUCAUAACAUCUAUGCUGGUGCAGGGAGAUGGGAAGAUGCAAAUACAAUUAGGUGUGCUAUGGAAGAAGAAGGUUUGAACAAAGUUGUUGGGUUUAGUAUGGUCCCGAUUGCAGGAACGAAACUGUGAUAUGACACUGAAGUACUAGAUCUGUUGCUUUGAAUUUGCUACAGUUUUCUUAUUCCUCCUUUGAUAUGGUGCAAGUAAUAUUAUAUGUAAGGGAAAUAACUGAAUAUUGGAAGAGAAUUUGUAUUUAUGUUAAUAGUUGAGGAUGAAAGAAAUGUGAAAAAAGAUUAGAAGAUACUCCCUAGUUACUAUUCUAAUAAAAUGUUUCCCUUGAUUA